Umbelopsis ramanniana AG is the source of this 873-nucleotide messenger RNA. RefSeq lists its product as uncharacterized. Gene Ontology annotation, cellular component: cytosol. The record is from RefSeq and is a predicted model, not a curated record. Gene Ontology annotation, molecular function: thioredoxin peroxidase activity. Bases 25 to 609 code for a protein of 194 amino acids. Lineage: Eukaryota; Fungi; Mucoromycota; Umbelopsidomycetes; Umbelopsidales; Umbelopsidaceae. Gene Ontology annotation, biological process: cell redox homeostasis; cellular response to stress; hydrogen peroxide catabolic process. The transcript has 4 exons.
CCACAUCUUUCUAAAUCUAUCAUAAUGGUUGCUCAAGUUCAACAUCCCGCUCCUAAGUUCACUGGUACCGCCGUCGUCGAUGGUGACUUCAAGCAAAUUUCUCUUGACGACUACAAGGGUCAAUACGUUGUCUUCUUCUGGUACCCCAUGGACUUCACCUUUGUCUGUCCCACUGAGAUCAUCGCUUUCUCUGACAGAAUCGCCGAGUUCAAGGCUUUGAACACUGCUGUCAUCGCUGCCUCCACUGACUCCGAGUUCUCUCACUUGGCUUGGGUUAACCAACCUCGCAAGCAAGGUGGUCUCGGUGAGAUGCAAAUUCCUAUCUUGGCCGAUAAGACCAAGAAGAUCGCCAGAGAUUAUGGUGUCCUCAUCGAGGAGGAAGGUAUCGCUCUCCGUGGUCUCUUCAUCAUCGACCCCAAGGGUACUGUUCGUCAAAUUACCAUCAACGAUUUGCCCGUUGGCCGAUCUGUUGACGAGACUCUCCGUCUCGUUGAGGCUUUCCAGUUCACUGAUGUGCACGGUGAGGUCUGCCCUGCUGGCUGGCAAAAGGGUGACAAGACCAUCAAGCCUGACUCCAAGGCUUCUUUGGAAUACUUCGGCUCUGCUUAAACUCUUCAUACAACAUUAACAUUUAGAAUUACAAAGACACUCGAGUCGGUCGUCAUCGUACAAUAGACAACUCAUCAACUUAUACAUCAAUACAACUUUUUUGAAAAAAAGAAAAAAAAAUUAUACGUAAAUGCUUGGUGUCAGUGGUAUGGUAAACAUUGUGGUGGGAGUGAAAACAAAAAAGUAGCGGAGUAGGCGUUCUGAGUAUCACAUUUUGUUAGCCAGCCGCUAUCAAGCGUCUUGCCUAGCGCGAUAGAAGCGAAC